Molecule: messenger RNA, 901 nt
Organism: Silurus meridionalis
Lineage: Eukaryota; Metazoa; Chordata; Actinopteri; Siluriformes; Siluridae
Product: protein ITPRID1-like
Exons: 10
Coding region: 175-738 (187 amino acids)
Molecular function (GO): signaling receptor binding
Source: RefSeq, a predicted model, not a curated record
CCAAAUUAGACAGUCUAAAGCCGGAAGUGGGAAAAACCGUAAAAUAGAGCUAUAGGUUUUAACGGAGACUUUGCCAGGCGACAUAUGUAUACGAGUUAAAGUGAGAAAUGUUCUUUCAAGCUGCUGAAAUCUUUACCCUACGCUGCUGAAUCCUCAAUCUACAUUGCAACAGAAAUGGAUGCUGAUAAUAUGAGUGAUAAAAGAGCAAGGCUACUGGCAUCGAAAAGCAGAUGGAGUGAGAUGAGUGAUGCAACUGCUACUCAGCCACUGAUCAGGGCAGAUACAGAAAACUGUAAUCAAGACAGCAUUGAUCAGUGGCAUAUUCAUGUUAUGGAUAAAGAUGCUAAACAAGGGAAUGUCCAGGAAAUUACAGCACAGCAUCUGAGGGAGACUGGCAUGUCGGAAGAUGACUUAGCACUCCUUUUGAAAGCAUCUUUAUAUGGUAAAACAUCUUUUAACACCGUGCAAGAAUUUCUUAGUUCAUAUCCAGAAAGACCUCCUCUGACCUCUGCCUGGAACAGUUUGGCAUUAGGAAUUUCAGGUCAUUCUGGACCACCAAGUGCCAUGGAUGUCCUGGCCCUUUGGCAGGAUGAUCCAGAGGAGUUACUACUGGACCUGGGCUUUGGUGUUGAGGAACCUGACAUCUCAGUGAAGAUCCCAGCGAGAUUUAUCAACCACCAGUCAAAAGCCCGCGGUAUCAACAUCCAGGUCUUCUUGAGGCCCAGCAGAACCGCAUAGAUAUUGAGAAUCCAGACGUCAAAAAUCGGUUUAGGCAGAUAGAGGUGCUCCAGCAAAUUACUACAGCCUUCAAUUCUUUGGUUGGCGGUGUCACCCCCAGUGCACAAAACUCUGUGGAAUCUCAACUCUCCGAAGAAGCCAGGGUGAGGAGGAAAAGGGUUGG